CUCACGCUCUCCCUCUCUCCCCCUCUCUCCCUCUCUGUGGCCCCUUUGCUCCACUUCUCGCGGAGGAGGCGCGCACACAGUUCCUCGUUAUCCUCCUUCGCCGCUCGACAGAAAAGGAAAAAAAAAGGGGGCUGGACCACAGAGAGAAAAAGAAUUGGGAGGGGGGUGAAAAGAAAAGGCAAAACCUUUUUUUAUUAAUUUUUUGACAGGAUGAACGACAGUUUCCUGAACAUGGCGUCGAUAGGCGACUUCGACCCGCUCAACGUGUCUAUUCCUGCGACCAAAGUUGAAAUCACAGUGUCCUGCAGAAACCUGCUGGACAGGGACACCUUCUCCAAAUCGGACCCAAUUUGUGUUCUCUACACACAAGGCAUGGGCAACAAGGAGUGGAGAGAGUUUGGGAGGACAGAGGUGAUUGACAACACACUAAACCCCGACUUUGUGCGGAAAUUCAUUUUGGACUACUUCUUUGAGGAACGACAGAACCUGCGGUUUGACUUGUACGAUGUUGACUCGAAGAGCGCCAACUUGUCAAAACACGAUUUCCUGGGCCAGGCCUACUGUACUCUCGGAGAGGUGGUUGGAUCAUUGGGCAGUCGCUCGGAAAAACCUCUUGGAGGCAUUCAAGGGAAGAAAUGCGGGACCGUCAUUGUGAAAGCUGAGGAGCUGAACAACUGCAGGGAAUCAGUGAUGAUGCAGUUCUGCGGGAACAAGUUGGACAAAAAGGAUUUCUUCGGCAAGUCCGACCCCUUCUUGGUCUUCUACAGGAGCAAUGAGGACGGCACGUUUACCAUCUGCCACAAGACGGAGGUUGUGAAGAAUACAUUGAACCCCGUAUGGCAGGCCUUUAAGAUCCCUGUUCGGGCUCUUUGCAAUGGUGACUACGACAGAACAAUCAAGGUUGAGGUGUACGACUGGGACAGAGAUGGCAGUCACGACUUUAUCGGAGAGUUCAGCACCAGCUACAGAGAGCUAUCCAGAGGGCAGAGCCAGUUCAACGUCUACGAGGUGAUAAAUCCAAAGAAGAAAGAGAGAAAGAAAAAAUACCUCAACUCUGGAACGGUAACGCUGCUGUCAUUCCUGUUGGACAUUGAAGUCACCUUCCUGGACUACAUCAAAGGAGGGACCCAGAUUAACUUCACUGUGGCCAUUGAUUUCACAGCUUCCAAUGGGAACCCAGCCCAGCCCACAUCACUCCACUACAUGAGUCCAUACCAGCUGAAUGCCUACGCAAUGGCCCUGAAGGCAGUCGGAGAAAUCAUCCAGGACUACGACAGCGAUAAGAUGUUUCCAGCACUGGGCUUCGGAGCCAAGCUGCCACCCGAUGGACGGGUCUCCCACGAGUUUGCCUUGAAUGGGAACCCUCAGAACCCGUACUGUACAGGCAUCGACGGCGUGAUGGAAGCCUACUACCAGAGUCUGAAGUCAGUCCAGCUCUACGGACCCACCAACUUCUCCCCCGUCAUCAACCACGUGGCCAGGUAUGCGUCUUCAGUGAAGGACGGCUCCCAGUACUUUGUGCUCCUCAUCAUCACGGAUGGCGUCAUCUCAGACAUGGCCCAGACCAAGGAGUCUAUUGUCAACGCCUCCGGUCUGCCAAUGUCAAUCAUCAUCGUGGGGGUGGGGCCCGCGGAAUUUGAUGCCAUGGUGGAUUUGGACGGCGAUGAAAUUAGAAUCUCAUCCAGAGGAAGAUAUGCUGAGAGGGACAUUGUCCAGUUUGUCCCAUUCAGGGACUACAUCGACCGGACGGGUAACCACAUCCUGAGCAUGGCCCGGCUUGCAAAAGACGUCUUGGCCGAGAUCCCGGACCAGUUCCUCUCCUACAUGAGGACCCGCGGGAUCAAGCCGUCGCCGGCGCCGCCUCCCUACACGCCCCCGCCCUACACGCCGCCAGGGCCGCGCCUGCAGACCCAGAUAUGAGGAGUGGGAGGGGGGUGGGGACGGGGAAAGGCUUCUGAGUCAGGGGUCAGCUGAACUUUUACGCGCAAAGUACUUCCAUUUCCAAAAAGCCGCUCUCCAUGC
Molecule: messenger RNA, 2022 nt
Organism: Cyclopterus lumpus (lumpfish)
Lineage: Eukaryota; Metazoa; Chordata; Actinopteri; Perciformes; Cyclopteridae
Product: copine-8-like
Biological process (GO): cellular response to calcium ion
Cellular component (GO): plasma membrane
Molecular function (GO): calcium-dependent phospholipid binding
Source: RefSeq, a predicted model, not a curated record